Messenger RNA from Durotheca rogersii, 1702 nucleotides. RefSeq names its product fumarylacetoacetate hydrolase family protein. The record is from RefSeq and is a predicted model, not a curated record. Bases 677 to 1546 code for a protein of 289 amino acids. Gene Ontology annotation, molecular function: catalytic activity. Lineage: Eukaryota; Fungi; Ascomycota; Sordariomycetes; Xylariales; Xylariaceae. The transcript has 5 exons.
UUCGCACAUCCCGCACGCGCAAACCCGGGUUGGCAAGAUAUUAAUAAUGAUCGCCAAUCUCGCGGAGGUGCGGUGGGGUUUAUAUGGCAUAGGAAGGGGGAGGGAGGGGGUAGAGAGAGGAGAGCAGAGCAGAGGCAGAGGAGAGAAAAGGGGAGGGGAUUAACUGCCGGUGGGUGGAGAGACCCCGACUCCGCCCUCGGGGUUGUGCUCUAGCGAUGCUGACAGGCUAAACAAGCGCUGGCCGAGGUUAUCCGAGACUCCGAUGCUUCUCCUUGUCGCGCUGCCCCACCGUGUAGAUGAAUAAGACAUGCACUACGGCGCAUGUUGGUAGUAUACUAAGCAGCAUAUGUCUCUAUAGAGAUAUACCUAAUAGCUGACUGAAGGCAGGUAAAGUCACGUACCUGAGGUGCCUAAGGAUAGAGGUACUUACCGAAAGUGGGAGGUAGGUAACCACCUACCUACCUAGGCAUAUAUAAAUACCUAUAUAAAUCUAUUUAUCUACCUUCUAUCUACAUGAACCUGCCCGUCUGUCUGUCUAUUAUCGAGUUCGCCAACCCAGCAACACACCCUUCUUCUUCCGCAUCCUCCUCCUCCUCCUCCUCUUCCUCUAAGCGACAAUUCGAUUCUCCCUCUCUGGCAUUGGACUUCGUAGCUAUCCCCAGCCUCUAGCGGAAUCAUGCCGGCCUUCUCUCGACUCGUCCGCUUUCUUGCCAAGAACGGCAAGGUGUAUUAUGGUGAUGCGAUCCUGCCUCAGGGCGUGACCGACCUCGCGAAGACGAAGGCCGCCCGAGUCAUCAAAGGAGACAUCUUCGGCAAGCAUGAAGUCACCGAUGCGGUCGAGGAUGUCCGACUCCUCCUAGCUCCCCUCGCUCCCGAGGACGUCAGGACCGUCCGAUGCCUGGGCCUCAACUACGCAUUACACGCCCAAGAAGCUGGCCUCCCGCUGCCCAAAUACCCAGUCCUAUUCUUCAAGCCGGCCACCUCUCUCUCGGGGCCCACGGAUCCCAUACCAGUGCACCCGAUAGCGCAGGAGGAACUGGGGUUGGACUACGAAUGUGAGCUCGUCGUGGUGAUCGGCAAGACAGCCCGAGACGUACCGGAAUCCGAGGCCCUCAACUACGUGCUCGGCUACGCCAUCGGCAACGACGUCUCGCACCGCGACUGGCAGGUCGCUCGCGGCGGCGGUCAGUGGUCGCUAGGAAAGGGCUUCGACGGCUGGGCGCCCUACGGACCGGGUAUCGUAACCACCGAAGUUAUCAAAGACCCCCAGACGCUGCAGAUCAGCACUAGGUUGAACGGCCAGACCGUACAAAGUAGCAACACGGCAGACCAGAUCUUCAGUGUCAAGAAGACCAUCGCAUUCCUAAGCAGGGGUCACACGCUGCUGCCCGGCGACCUGAUCUGGACGGGCACACCGUCGGGCGUCGGGAUGGGUCGCAAUCCGAAGCUGUGGAUGAAGGACGGGGACGUCGUCGAGGUCGAGCUCGAGGGCGUGGGUAUCGUCACUAACAAGGUCGAAUUCCUCAAGGAGGGCGCCAGGUUGUGAGCGGGCGCGCCCCUUGUUGCAGACGCGAGGAAUCCACACGACCAGCUCCACGAAGAGCGCGUACAAGAGCAUGCACGGCACUUUCUUCUUUGGCUAGCUACAUAAAACACCGACAGGAAUUUCGUAAUAAAAAAACACAGAAACGAACAAACACAC